CCUCCCUUUCAUACUAUCACUCGCUCUCCAUCUUCUUCUUCACAUCAUUCGCUGCAGUUAUUGUUGUUGUGGCUGGAAUUGCUUCACUUCUCUUGGAUUCUAUUAAGAUAAUAUGGUGAAGAAUGUCACAGUCUCACCAAGGUGGAUCUCUACAAUCGGACAACUUUGACCACCGACACACCUGAAUGCAUAAUGGCGUGUGCCCUAUCCAGAGGAGACCAUUCCGAAGAAUCGACUCGCGUCAAGUUUUUCAUUACAAGCUAUGCUGAGGACUUCUUUUCAGAAAGAGAAUUACUCCGGAAAGAGAUUCAGCCAGAACUGGAGACAUGGUCAAAUAUAAAUAAUAUAAAACUCGAGGUUUAUCAUAUCAAAUGGGGUAGCAAACAUGCUGAAAGACGGGAUUUUACCGACUUGAAGGCUAUGCAAUCUAAAAUCGAGGAUUGUUAUUAUAAUAAUGUUAUGCCAAUAUUUCUCAACUUCACCAGUGAAACCCUCGGCUGGGUACCCACCUGGGGAGAUUACCAUCACCAGUUUAUAGAAUCCUACCUCAAGAGUUACGGACUGACAUCUUUAGACCUGGAAGUCAUGUAUGGAGCAUACCGAGAAGACAAUCUUAACUCUUUGUUCCUUUACCGUUCUGAUAGCUUCUUGGAAUCUUUACCUCAAGAAGAAAAAUGUGCAUUUCCUCAGAAAAUGGGCAAAUCCGAUGCUCUUGUGUCUGAAACUUGUAACAAAAUCAAUCAAAGAUUUCCACCAGACAGAAUUAUCAAAUACAAACCAGUCUAUAAAGGUCUGACCGGGAAGAGAAAAAGACCCAAACUACAGUUUAAUGAUUGUCUGAAGGAAAUGAUCUGUGAGUUUGUGAAGAUGAGAAUCCUCCACGACUACCUCGGCCACCCGUGUCACCGAGGGAUGUACUACGACCACAUGGCACGACAACUUCACGAGAGUUUCAUGCUGAAGAAGAGUGAACGGGUAAUGGGACGUGAGAAAAUAAUUAACGAGAUUGAAGAAUACAUUGUCCAAGAGAAGAGAGACGUACCUCUUAUUUUGGUGGGUGGAGCUGGUUCAGGCAAGUCUUCAGUUCUGUGCAAGGCUGCGGCUCUUAUUUCUAAAAAGGCUAGUGAGGAUCUGAAAAGUGCAAGUGGAAAGUCUUGGCAUGUCUUUUACCAUUUUGUUGGCGCCGUACCAGGUUCUACAACCGUUGAGGUCAUGCUCAAAAGACUACUUCGAGAAAUGGACAGAAUCAAUGUAAGUUAUCCAACCCUACCACAAAGAUACACUGAAGCUGUAAAAACUGACCCCUUUUUAUGUUUUCCUUUCUCCCCACCCAUACAGGAUAUGGCUCGGGAUUUGUUGCAGUCCGAUGUAGGGAACGAAAUUUGUUUAUCUGAUGACCAGUUAAAUGAUCUGAUGACCAAAGAAUCGUCCGAAAACCCUCUCUGGCUUGCUGUAGCUUGCGAGGAAUUGAAACAUGUAAAUAAUGGUGAAAUUAAUCAAAAGAUUAACGAUCUCCCAAAUGGUUUGCUCAAUCUGUUGGCUGAGGUUUUGACCAGACUGGAAAACACUCCACAAGGCAACCUCAUCACUGCAACACUUUGUCUUCUAGAAGCUUCUUCUGUCGGACUCUUGGAGUCUGAACUACGUCAGAUAUUGGGGAACGAGGCCACCCUUAUGCCUCCAUCACCUUUUGACGAAAAAGAAGAAAAAGAAAGUUCUGAGAAAGAAAGUACCAAGCACUGCCAGAGCUUGCCAGAAGAGAAAUGGCAAGAAGUUUAUUCAACCCUGAAACCAUUUCUACGACCGUAUGGAGACAGCAAGGAAGGAAGGAUUGACUUCUACCAUCGGGCAGUGAGCAAAGCUGUGAGAAAAAUCUAUUUCGAGCCAGAAGAAAGUGAACUUGAUAAAGGUCAAUCGUAUUAUUGGUGGCACAAGAAACUUGCAGACUUUUUCCAAAAUACACCGAAUACAGACCGUAUGAUAGAAGAAUAUCCCUACCAACUGGUCUGUCUUGAUGACACUUACCGAUUAUCCAAAUGUCUCUGUGAUUGGCGUAUCUUUGAUGUCCUUUAUCAUGAAGAAUACAGCUCCGUUUUGUUGUCUCUCUGGAGAAAGGUCGGUACCGCCAAUGCGAUGGUCAGUGCAUACGAAAAAGCACUCAGUGAAUUCGAAGAAGAAGAAAACAUCAUGGAAGAAUUGGUCUCCAUCCGAUACGAAAAAGUCUGCAGAGUUGUGAUUCAAGCUGGUAAAAACCAUGAGGCGCUGGAAUUGCUGAAAACUGCUAUGAAAAUUGAAGAGAAAGAAUUAGGUGCACGCAACCAUCGGAUGGUGGAGUUGUAUGCAUUGAUGGCUGAGAUUUAUGAUGAGAAAUUGAAACUGAAUGAUUUUGUGUCUCCGAGCCAGCUUCCUGAUCUAAGGAAAGCCAUUUCUUAUGGCAAGAAAGCCAUAGCGUUGCGGAAAAAGCUCAGUGGUCGCUACCAUAAGUUUAAGCUAGGGAUGAGCCUUAUGAAGCUAGCAUUCAACAUGGAAAGCUGGGAAGCCUGUGGUGGCAGCACCGAAAUGCCUGGAAGUGAAGCAUUAGCUGAGGGCAACCGUUGUAUUGAUGUGGCCAUAAAGAUAUUCCAAGAGCUGAACGACAUUGGUCACUAUGCCGAAGCUUUGAUGACAAAAGGAGUUCUAGCAACACGAGGGAGCAUGGAACAGCUGAAAUUGUACAACCAAGCGAUGGACCUGUGUAUGCAAAUGUACGGCGAGUAUCACAUCCUGACUUCAAGACUCUACAUCAAUAUUGGGAUCGUCUACGAAGACAACAAGGAAUACCGGAAGGCCUACGAGUACUUCAAGAAGUGGGCGAGGGUCAGCGAAGAGAUCCUGGGACCCGACCACCCAAAGACGCGCCGAGCAAAGGGCGUCCUGCAGGAGACACGGUACAGAAGGAUCGCACAGGAGCUUGGCGAAUGGGACUACGACGGGGACACGGAUGGGGGCGAGUCCUAUGACGACGACGAUGACGAAGACGACGAAAUGGAGAACCCUGACCUCGAGCACUACUACGACGACGCGAUCAGCCGGCAGACGGACAGUCAUCGCAACCAGUACAGGCUGGCAGCGGCAGCGGCGGCCGCAGCAGCUGUGGUGGUGGACAACACGGAAAUUGAAGCCAUGGAGGACAGUGUCGAAGGAGCAGAGCUGGACAACAGGGCGGACAACAACGUCGGAAGUAAUUCCGAAGAUGAGGACGACGACGAUGAUGAUAGCGAGCAUGGGAACUUCGAGUACGUCGUCGGACAGGAAAGGCCCGCAACGCGCAGAUAUUUCAGCAACAACAGCAGUAGCAGCGUCAGUGGUGUGGACAGUAACAAUCAGCAUCAUCAUCAGAUUGACCGCAACAACCGAAGACACUCGUUCGAUUAUGCGUUUGAUCUGGACGAUGAUGACGACUCGGACCGAGAGCACUCGGACAACGAGAACUUCUUUGACGACAACUGCGAGGACUACGACGAGCAGUACACGCUUCUCGUCGACCAUAUUCCUGCCAUUGAAGAGGUCAGCGUCCGGCUUGACCGGCAAGCUGACCAGUGUGGUGGCGACGUCACCCCAUCAUCGGCUGUGGUCAGUGAAUUCAUCGACGAUAACAGAUUCGCUGACGAUGACACCGAACAGGACACGGACUUCAGUGACAUCGUCUGUCCUGAGAACUACAUAUCUGGUCAUUUCCAGGACGGUGUAAGAUAAAGAGAACACAUAAGUGUGUAUGUAUGUGUGUGCAUAUAUAUAUGUAUACGUCUGUGUGUAUAUAUACACACACACACACUGGAAAAAAGACAAAAUAGAUAUAUAUAUAUAUAU
Octopus sinensis (East Asian common octopus) is the source of this 3849-nucleotide messenger RNA. Its product is annotated as nephrocystin-3. NCBI's taxonomy places the organism in Eukaryota, Metazoa, Mollusca, Cephalopoda, Octopoda, Octopodidae. The transcript has 21 exons. The record is from RefSeq and is a predicted model, not a curated record. Gene Ontology annotation, cellular component: Cul4-RING E3 ubiquitin ligase complex. Gene Ontology annotation, molecular function: protein binding. The coding region runs from base 193 to 3735 and encodes 1180 amino acids.